AUGAAGGCAAUCCUGUUCUCUUUGGUGUCGCUUUCUAUUGUCCAGGCAAGCCGCACUGUGACCCUGUUGAAUGACGACAUCAACGCUUCUCUGAAGGCUCACAAUAAUGCUCGAGUAGUUGCCAGGGCACCAGCUCUGUCCUUGAAAUUUGUAUAUGGUUUUAUUAAAGUAUUCCAAGCCACAGAGUGUACAACUAGUAUUUACUUGUAUGUUGCAAGCCAUAGCAAGUUGGCCAUGCCAGCCACCAUGAAGUCCAUCCAGUUGUUUCUCGCUAUUUUAGCUGUGGCCUAUGCCGGUGUGUCCGUGCCUCUGACCACAGCCAACAUUGACGCGUUUCUAAAAUCUCACAAAGACGUGAGGGCGGCUCUCAAGAUUCCAUCCCUAGACAUCACUCUUCUUGAUGCAUCCAUUGCCUCCCUACCCUCAACUGAUCCGUAUAAAAACUCUGCUGAUAGUGAAGCAGAGAAAAAUGUAUGGAACACCACGUUGGCCAACUACGCCAAAAACUGGACAGCCCAGUGCGCUUUUAAACACAGCUACGGACCGUAUGGAGAGAACCUGUACAUGUCUUCACCAUUGAGCUCAAAUGCCACUGAUAUAGCCUACAAGAGCGCUUCUGCCUGGAAAAGUGAACUGGUCAAUGUGGUCGACUUCACCAAAUGGUCGUGUAUUACAACAUCACCAACAUGUGGUCACUAUUCACAGAUGGUGUGGAAAAAAUCAACAUCGGUAGGUUGUGCCUUCACUCAGUGCGUCAAUGUUACUGGAGCCAUGCCUAAUCUGGUCUCAUGUAAUUACUACCCACGGGGCAACUACAUUGGUCAGCUGCCCUAUUAG
This is a messenger RNA of Physella acuta, 837 nucleotides long. RefSeq names its product GLIPR1-like protein 1. Gene Ontology annotation, cellular component: extracellular region. The record is from RefSeq and is a predicted model, not a curated record. NCBI's taxonomy places the organism in Eukaryota, Metazoa, Mollusca, Gastropoda, Physidae.